GGCCAUUACAGUUCACGUGGUGUUUAGUCUGUGAAAUGCAUGCCAUGCUGCUCUCCUGCUGUGUCCUGGGCUUGACUAUGCUCGGCCCAUGUUUUACAGCACCCACAUUUAUUCCGGAGGAAGAUAGCACUCCUACACCAGAACCACAGGUUGACUUGAAGCUGGCCACAGACUAUCUGCAGCAGUACUACAACCUGCAAAAAGAUCCCUUGGGACGCAUGAAAAGGAGCGGGCCCUCCUUUGUCUCCAAGGUGAAAGACAUGCAGAUUUUCUUUGGGCUCAAUGCAACAGGCGAGUUAAAUUCGGACACCCUGGAGAUGAUGGGCAGCCCUCGGUGUGGGGUUCCAGACGUGGAGGAGUACAGUAACAACCAAGGGACACGGUGGAAUAAGAAUGUCAUCACCUACAGCAUUGGCAGGUACACCAGAGAUUUACCCCGCUCCACUGUGGACUCUCUGAUUGAGUCAGCUUUCAGUGUUUGGGCCAGAGCCAGCGGUCUGACAUUCGUCAGGUCACACAGUGGCAAUGCUGACAUCAUGGUGGAGUUUGUGACCCAUGCGCACGGAGACUUGCAUCCAUUUGACGGACCAGGAGGAACGCUGGCUCAUGCUUUUGGCCCGGGGUUGGGCGUUGGAGGAGACACCCACUUUGAUGACAGCGAGCGUUGGACGGCAGGAGGAACAGGUUUCAAUCUGUUUGUGGUAGCUGCUCAUGAGUUUGGCCAUGCCUUGGGCCUGAAGCACUCCAGAAACCCAGAGUCACUGAUGUAUCCAACCUACAAAUCCCCCCACCCAACAAACUUAUUAUCCCUGGAAGAUGUAGCCAAUAUUAAUGCACUUUACAGUCCUGUUGGAGUUCAUCCGAACCACAUUUUGAGGGGCUCUCAGUACAACCCCUGGCUGUCCAGAUCACUAUUCCCUGGACUUAUGCAGGACAGAUGUGCUCCAGACCUGACCUUUGACGCAGUGUCCACUCUUGGAGAUGCCACCUUCUUUUUCAAAGAAAGAUAUCUCUGGAUUAAACAUAAUAGGCAGAAUGACAUCAAAGAGGGCCCCAUCGUCAACUUCAUGCCCAAGAUUGAAACCAGUAUCGAUGCUGCCUUCUGGAUACCUCGCAGAUCCACAGCCUACCUUAUUCAUGAAUCCAUGUUCUGGACAGUGAAAGGCUCUGUGGUGAAGGGGAAGCCCAGACCGCUCAGCCACUUUGGAUUUCCAGCCUGGGUUCAGGAUGUUGAUGCUGCAGUGCACAUUGUGAAAACAGGACGCACCCUCUUCUUUAUACAUGAUGUUUACUGGAGUUUCAACGAAAACCGAAAGGUAAUGGAUUUUGGCUACCCAAAGUACAUCAGCGAGGACUUUCCUGGAGUGAACACCAUGAUAAAUGCAGCUUUUUAUAAAGACAAUUUCAUCUACUUCUUUGUGGGACCACAAGUCUACAAAUACAACUACACCCAGAAACUUGUUGUCGGAGUAGAGAAUGCAAGUUCCUGGCUGGGCUGUUGAAAUGCUGUAGGACACGCACACAGCAAGGACAAUACCUGAAAACCAUGACUUGUUGUUAGAAAAGAAGAAGAGAAAUACACUGCACUUCUCAGUUUUGACUGGACCAUUAUUUAUCACUUGUCAUAUCUGAACAGAAUAAACAAUUACA
This is a messenger RNA of Mugil cephalus (flathead mullet), 1650 nucleotides long. It is a transcript of the gene mmp20b, whose product is annotated as matrix metallopeptidase 20b (enamelysin). Gene Ontology annotation, molecular function: metalloendopeptidase activity; zinc ion binding. The record is from RefSeq and is a predicted model, not a curated record. Bases 36 to 1502 code for a protein of 488 amino acids. Gene Ontology annotation, cellular component: extracellular matrix. The transcript has 10 exons. Lineage: Eukaryota; Metazoa; Chordata; Actinopteri; Mugiliformes; Mugilidae. Gene Ontology annotation, biological process: extracellular matrix organization; amelogenesis; proteolysis.